UUUAAGACACAGAUGAGAAGGAUUUUUUUUUAUGGCUGAGGGAGAGAAUCUUUGGAACUGUCUUCCCCUAAUACCUGUGCAAUGAAUAUUUUUCAGGCAGGGAUAGAUAGAUUGUCGACUAUCGGAGGAGGAAAAAGUUUGGGUGGGGUGUGUGCGAGGCAGAAUGCGGAGUUGAGGUUACAACCAGAUCAGCCAUGAUCUUAUUGAAUGUUGGAGCACUGUUGUUUGAAGGUCAACAUCAGAAUUAUUAAUUCUGACAUUCAGGCAAACCACGUCUCGAACACUAAAGGCAAACAGUACUGCAAGCAAAUCGGAGGGGGGGCUGUUGUAUUUCCAAAAACACUCUUUCAGAAUUAAUCUCAACCCCAUAUGUAGUCAGAUUUUCAGAUUUACCUGCAGCAGUGGUAUGCACCGCUUUUAGCGAACUCUGGGCUUCCUUCCCAUUCUUAAGCAACAAUGUGACACUCCUUCCUUCAGUUUAGUAUUGAGCUCCUAGCUUCUGUCUUACUCAUCACCACUUCACCCAUUCUGAUUCCUGUCGUGUCUGACUAUACAUUUUCCAAUAAUCAGUAACUGAAAACAUGAAUCAAAAACAUUGAUAAAACAAGUAUUUGAGGAAGAAAGCAAAUGGUGUAGACUAAGGCUUCUAAUAUUUCAUGGAUAAAACAAAUGAAACAAUUGUGGAUCACACAGUACUGAAGAAGUCAUAUGGAACUGGAAACACUGGGUGGAAUUUUAUGCCGGAUUUUACAUUCCGCUAAAGUCAAUGGACUUCUGAGCGGCUUGCCGCAUUUUACAGCCCCAAUCCCGCCACAACGGGGCUGUGAAAUUCCACCCCUUAACUCUGUUUCUCUCUCCAUAGAUGCUGCCAGACCUGCUGUCCCCUGUUAUCAACUUGAUGAAUUGUACUCAGGACUGUACCGAUGAAGCCUUCUACAAAGUUUAUCAAACAUCCACCAAUGCUCGGCAUCGUGAAAAACUACUGUCACAACAAACACAAACCGGGCAGCUUCCUGUGUUCAGCGAACCUGAAUUUUUCAGGCUAAUUCUCGUUAAUGACUUCAGAGCUGACCAUAAAGUCAACUCCUGCACAUCCGCGUUCUCUGCCCAAAGACAGUGCCACAACCUCCACCACAGGUACGGCAAGGAAGCAGGUCCGAAAUCCAUCUCAGCCAGCAUGGAGAUUGGCACCAAUCUGACCCACAUCCAGCCAACUGAACCAACCAGCCGCCCACUGCCCCCUGCCAAGGAGACCUGUGGCAACAUGCACUUUUACAUACAUUUUGCAGUCCAGAGCUAUAAAUAGUGAUUGUAGAGGUUCCAAUUUUCUUUUUGUCACGGGGCUGAUCAGGAAUCUCUCUCACUCUUACUGCUUGCCAUUGGCAUGUGUUGGAACAAGUUACAGGUUGAUAAUCAAUCUGUUUGGCCACAUUAUGAACACAUCUCCCUUGGUCAUCAACUCCUGGAGUGGGACUUGAGCCUGGAACAUCUGGCUGAAAGCCAGGGACACUAUCACGGUACUAGAAGACAACCUGGAAGCAGACUAAGGAUAUGAAUUAGAAUGGUAAACAUUGCAGUGUAUCUUCAUUAACUUUUGGCAUAGAUGUCCUUUAGCAGAAAUCAAGAUGUUGGACCAUAUUUUUAAAAUGUUAAAAUGGGCUUCCUAGGUUAUUUAGUUUUGCCAAACAAAAUAUUUUACACCAAUAUGAUGAACUUCAGUUACAUAGAUAGCUUGGAGAACUUGGGACUCUUUUCCUUGGACAAGAGAAACCAUUGAUAGGGUUAUUCAAAACCAUAAAGGAUCUGGACAGGGUCUAGAUAGGGAGAAGCGGUUCCCAUUAGUGGAAGGAUUGAUAAUGAGAGGGCACAGAUUUAAGGUAAUUGGCAAAAGAAACAGCAGAGGCAGGUGGAGAAACUUUUUCAUGCAGCAAGUGGUUAGGAUCUAGAUUGCGCUGCCUAAGAUGCAGGUUCAAUGAAGGCUUUCAAGAAGCAAUUAGAUUGUUAUCUGAAAAGGAAGAAAGAGCGGGGCUACAUGGAGAAGGCAGGGGAAUGGCACCAUAUAGGUAAAUUGCUCGUACGGAGAGUCGAUUCAGAUACAACAGGUUGAAUGGCCUCCUUUUGUGCGAUAACAAUUCUGUGAUUCAGUGUAGAGGAGAAAAAUAAGAAAGCUUUCAAAGACUUUGAUUUUUUUGGUGUAGAAAGAUUUUGGGGUCGAAAUUUCUCUUGGACAGUGUCAUAAAAUGGCAUCAUUGUAUACAGCACCUGAUAAUUAAUUCCAUUGCAGUCUUGUGUCAUCACCUCAGAUGAUCUUCUAACCCUUAGUGUUUAAUUUGCACACUUAACCAAGUAUCCUAGUCACUGUCUGCUCCUCUAAUAUUGCCUGACAGUAGAUGAAAGUGGGAAGUGCAAACGUAAAGCUGAUGCCUAAUAUUCAAACAACUGGAUUGUUCCCUCUCCUCAAACUGUGGAGUCUAAAUAAACUGUAUUCAAGAAA
Carcharodon carcharias (great white shark) is the source of this 2494-nucleotide messenger RNA. RefSeq lists its product as uncharacterized. NCBI's taxonomy places the organism in Eukaryota, Metazoa, Chordata, Chondrichthyes, Lamniformes, Lamnidae. Bases 863 to 1306 code for a protein of 147 amino acids. The transcript is spliced from 5 exons. The record is from RefSeq and is a predicted model, not a curated record.